Messenger RNA from Plodia interpunctella (Indianmeal moth), 3905 nucleotides. It is a transcript of the gene Pits, whose product is annotated as Protein interacting with Ttk69 and Sin3A. The record is from RefSeq and is a predicted model, not a curated record. Gene Ontology annotation, molecular function: transcription corepressor activity. The transcript is spliced from 4 exons. Gene Ontology annotation, cellular component: nucleus. Gene Ontology annotation, biological process: regulation of transcription by RNA polymerase II. NCBI's taxonomy places the organism in Eukaryota, Metazoa, Arthropoda, Insecta, Lepidoptera, Pyralidae. The coding region runs from base 232 to 1500 and encodes 422 amino acids.
UAUUGCCGAGCUCAGUCUCUACUCGACCCGCUAUUGGAGCGAGUGCCUAAAGCGUUGCACAGGGACAACACGUAUCCACUACUGUCGAAGUCGGAUGUGAAUUUAUUUUGUGUUCCAGUGUAUAACAUGGUGACAGUGUAUUUUUUUAAAUAGUUGGAAAAAACAGUGACAAUUUUCAAGAGAAACGAAGACAGCCGAUCUCUCGCGCUCCGAACUUCGUCCGGCGGCGAGAUGUCGGUGAUGCAGAAGAGGCAGCAUUGCUACCUUUGCGACUUGCCCCGCAUGCCGUGGGCAAUGUUGCAUGAGUUUUCAGAAGCAGUGUGUCGCGGUUGUGUUAAUUAUGAAGGAGCAGACCGGAUCGAGGUCGUGCUUGACACAGCCAGACAACUGAAGAGAGCUCACGGUUUUCAAGAAGGACGAGGGCCAACACAUGCUAAAGCAGCACACAGAGCGCCUCUGGAAGCUCAUCAAAAUGGAGGUGAAUCGACACCUAGAGGUCAGCCUGCUCCUCCGGCUCACCAUGCGCCUGCAACAGGCUUCACCCUACAUCAUGCGCGGCCAACAGCAAAUGCUGGUCUUUUGGCGGAAUAUGGCGGUCGUCGCGAAGAGCAUGAAACCAGGCGGUUGACACACCUACCGACACAUCAUUUGCCAACUCAUGGUGGUGCCAGAAUUGCUCCAGGUUUACCUCUGAAGCGAGCUUUGGAUGACGAUGAUCACCAAAAUCACCACGAGCCAGCAAAAAGGUUGCUUGAAGAGCACCCUCGGCCACCACUGACUCGCGGGGAAUCGCUCCCAGCGGUGUCACUGGCUGCUCCUUUCGCUCCAGAUCGGGUGUUCAAACAAGAAAAACAUCCACUACGCACGCCGUCUUUUGACGCAUCUUCUUUCAAAUCUAGUGGUUAUGGAAGUAGCACACCUCUAAGCAAUGGAUCAGCUGGAUCUCCUCUGGGUCGCGCGGCUGGAUCUCCCCCUGUAUCGGGGGCUGGUGCUGGACCAUCGCCAAUGGCUGCACUCAUGUCAGUCGCUGAUACGCUACCCCCUGGUUCUCCUCGUUCAGCUGGAGGCUCUCCGCCGCAACCCCCGCCGCAGCGAUCAGCUAGUCGUUCAAGUCAACACUCGCCCAACUCCUCAGGGUCGAACGGCGGGCGGCGGUCGUCGGGUUCCCGGCAUGUGUCGUCGACCACAUCGGUGUCAUCAUCCGAGGCCCCUGAAGGUGACGCUACGGCACCGACACCAGCUCCGCUGCUAAAGUGCACGCUGUGCCAGGAGCGUCUAGAAGACACCCACUUCGUCCAGUGCCCAAGCCAGCCACAUCAUAAAUUCUGCUUCCCCUGCUCCCGGGAUUCCAUCAAGCGACAGCAAGGAUCAGAGGUAUACUGUCCAAGUGGAGAGAAAUGUCCAUUGGCCAAUUCCACAGUGCCAUGGGCGUUCAUGCAGGGUGAGAUUGCGACGAUCCUCGGGGAAGAGUUCAAGCCGAAGAAAGAGCGGGAAACCUAGGGCAACGCAGUGCCAACUCGACUCUACCUCUUGUCCCUCUCAUUGUGAGCGAAUGCUGCAAAGAGAGUGCGGUGCGCACGAAGGCCGCGGUGCUCCGGACACGGUGUCCGCGGCGGGCGGACCGGAUCUGGUCUGCCAACUCGUACCGAUCACUUGUAUAUAAAACUGUAAAUAGUCAACUUUAAGUUUAGUCACCUAGGGCUGUCGAUGUUUUGGAAGACGCGACGCGACUGUCGCGAGGAUGAGACCUGUUUAGAGUGUCGGAUCCAUUGUGGACCGAUUUUGUAGAAUUCGAAUUUUGAUUCGACGUUCUGAAUGGAGUACAUAUCCUUUUUUGAGGGUUUUUCGACUAUUUUUUGUCUAGAUGUUGAUGCAUCGUCUACGGUUGAUCGACGUCGGGAGUUACAGCUACUUGUCGAGGAUGGUACGCUGCUUUAUAAGCGGAAUUUCUUCGGAUGCCAUUUUCUUAGUUACCUUUAGGUCCCGAACCAUAGUGAACUCGGCAUUUAUUUAUGUGAUUCUUAUAUACUAUACAAGUAUUAUACGAUUUACGAUCAUGACAUGUUAUAAUAUUGUAGUAGAACGUACUGAUUGUAAAAACAUAGUUCGAAUAUCGGAAGCUCAUUGCUUCCUAUUGUUGUACAGAUCUAGCUCGAUGUAUAUUUGUAUUUAUGACAUACAACGCAUGCGAAAUAGUGUUAUUUUAUUACGAAGCGAUUUGUUCAGAGUGGCUCGAGUUCCGUUAUUGUCUUGCAUUCGAUAACAUCGUCGUGCACGUUUGUACGAUCACUUUGUCUAUUCACACGUUGAUCUUCUUUAUUUUUAAUUGGGAAUCAUUCAAAAUUCUAUUUCAGACUCGGUUUUGCGGAGUCUGUAUUUGAGUUGAUUAUUUUGUAAGGAUAAGUUAAUGCAUUAGCUCCGAAGAGUGGUCGUUCGUGAUUCGCGGCGUUCAGCGUUGUUGUGAGCGGCGCGAAUCGCGGGCGCCGGCGCUGGUAGGCUACAGUAUUAGCGAAAUCGUUUGUGGGGGCGCAACUAGUCAUUUUGUGAAAUGUCAAAUUGUCAGAACCGCGCAACGCGGCCAUUAUAGGAACUCUUAAAACUCGCUGCUAUAUUUGUAUAAAGUGAAGUAAUUAUCAUUAUAUAAUUAUCGUUAUAUAUGUCAUAAUGUAAACAGAUGGUAGUGAGCGUCAAUUUCGUAAGCUAUCAGGAGACGCCGGACCUGAUCUUGGUUUGCAAAUACUGGCUUCCUCUUUCGCUUUACAUUGUCGGUUUCUCUCAGGAACCUUUACCUUAGGCUCGCUUGAAGGUAGUCGCGGUAGUCAUUCGCGUCGUGCAUGUGCUAUUGUUUGUUACAGCAAAACUUAAACAUAAUAAUUCGACUUUUCUUUGUUUAGCCCUAUAUCUGUAAGUCGAGACGUUAUGUCUUUAAACAGUGCAUAUUAGUACAUUCAAUUAAAUUGACAUGUCCAUUAUUUAUUUUAGGUAUAUAUUUGUGUACAUAUACAUACGUACGUUGUAUAUACUUUGUCUACUUGUAAAUAUUUAGAUAGCGUGGAACAGCCAACUUUUUAUUAGAUCUUCAUCCAGUAUUAGCGGGUCUCCCGGCGUUAGCUAGUUGUUUACAUACCUUUUUAAAUUUUUAUUUAUUUCCGCUCAUUUUAUCAAUGUAAUCCGUGUAACAGUCUACUAAACAUUUCUAAGAUUAACAAUACUUUUAAUGAUAAUAAUGGAAUUUAUUCUACUUCAUGGGUGCUGUCUCUCCCAUUGAUUUUAUGUAUCAUAUUAAUAUAUUUAUUAUUUGACCUGCGAUGUGCAGGUUUGAUGUAAAUUGUAUCGUUGUGAUAAUACUUUAACAGAAUUUUUAUUAUCUUUUGUGAACUGACGUUACUGAUAGAUUCGAAAUUGAUCGUUAGUAUUAUCUCGGCGACGCAACGCCGAUUCGGUCGACGCGUGUCGACAGAUGUACAUUGUAAGCAAGCACAAAAUGUGCAUUUUACUUUUGUACUGCGUGUGUGUUAAUGUGCAGCAUUGCAACUGUGUUUCAUGAACGUCUGUCAGUGCUGUAGUGUUCGGCUUUCGAUCAUUUCGUUUGAUUGCGGGAGUCAGUAUCGAAAACGAGACACUGUCGCAAUGAUAAGACUUAGUAUGCAGGAGUGCCCCGGGGCUCUAUUCUUGGCCCACUGUCAAAUCGAUCAUUUAACAUUUUUAGCCAUGCUGCAAUUUAACACACCGCAAUGUUUUACUCCGCCUCUACCAUAGGCUUCAUUGUAGUUGUCGAUGGAGAUCGACGAAAAAUAAACUUUAUUAUUUGUGAAUCGUCUCUUCUACUGUAAGCAGCAGUGAAAUGCUUCGUUUAAGACGUUGAUGUACAUGUUGGUGAAAUACAAUUGAUGUGAUUUUGUAAA